AUGGAUGUUCCAACUGAAAAGGGGAAUUCCACCAGCGAGAACCCUCCAAGGCCUAUCCGUACACCACCCACCUCCUCCUCCGGGGUCCGAUGGGCUCGGCGCCAGCUGGAUGCCAGCUCUCUGCCAGUUUGCCGCUCGGCCAUGGCGAGAGCUCGGCUGCCGUGGAGGAGCCUCUUCUUCUUCUUCGUCUUCUUCUUCUUCCGGAAGCCUCCGCAAACGCAGGCGCGCUUGUCAUUGGCGCACAUCAAGUGUCUGUUCCUGUGCUGGCUGGCGGUUCUGGUAGGCAGCUGGGUGGUCUACGUGGAGUACUCGUCCUACUCCGAGCUUUGCCGGGGACACCGUUGCACGGCGGCCAUGUGCGAAAAAUACCGAAUAGCCUUGGUGGAUGGAUCAGCCUGCAGCAGCUUGUGUGACAAAAACACUUUGGAGCUCAACAAGUGUCUCGGCACGCAAGCUAGCAAGCAGGUGUACUCGUGCACUUGGGCCGACCUGGAAUGCGUGAUCAGGUGUCGGAUGGAUGAGACUCCGGCCUACGAUGUGGGGAGCCAGAUGGAGGCCAAGAAGGAGGCUGCCGCCCUCUUCGACACGCCCUCCAAGGGGACCUCCGUGGAAAGGUUCCGAGAGAUGAUCCUCGACCACUUAAAGACCAAAGUGGGAGAUGAGCAAACCAACCUUGGCGAGCUCAGUGUUCGUGCCCUGACGGCGGCCGACGCCAACAAGGAUGGCCACAUUUCCUUGGCGGAGGCUAGGUCUUCUUGGGCGCUUCUGCAGCUGGAUGAUUACCUUCUGGCGUUGGCACUACAGGACCGCGGACACACACCCAAGAUCCUCGGCUUCUGCGGGGAUCUCUACGUGACGGAGAGAGUCACGAACGCACCGCUCUACGGUUUCAGGGCGCCGACUUGGUUUCCGGCUGGUAUUCGGCGUACAGUCGACCACUGGUUCACCCCCGCCUGGCCUCAUCGAGCCAAGAUUUCUAUCGGGCUCCUGGAACUGGUGGAGGACCUGUUCCACGGUGCUUUUGGCAGCUUCUUCAUGUGUGACCUUAGCGCCGCCCGCUUCGGGUACACCGGGCGCCACGAUUUGAGGGUGGCAGACGCUCAGCAUAUCGUCCCAGAGGCUACUUUCCGGAAGGCCAUCCGGCGGCGGAGGUGCGAGAAGGAUGCGGACUGCGUCUACGGGGUGGACUGCCUGACCUCGUGCGAUCUCACCAAGCGACGUUGCACUCCUGAGUUGGCCGAGCCCAACCUGGCCAAGGCCUGCCGGGUCCUUGAGGACUACCUCCUGCGGGGGGCGCCCUCGGACAUACGCGAGGAACUGGAGAAGCAGCUGUACACCUGUGCGACGUUGCAGGGAUCGGCCGAACGGGCGGAGAUCCAACACUCGCUGGUCCUCAACAAUCUCAAGUCGCUUCUGUGGAAGAAGAUCUCGCACAACAAAGACUCCUAG
Nerophis lumbriciformis (worm pipefish) is the source of this 1449-nucleotide messenger RNA. Lineage: Eukaryota; Metazoa; Chordata; Actinopteri; Syngnathiformes; Syngnathidae. The record is from RefSeq and is a predicted model, not a curated record.